Molecule: messenger RNA, 1641 nt
Organism: Carassius carassius (crucian carp)
Lineage: Eukaryota; Metazoa; Chordata; Actinopteri; Cypriniformes; Cyprinidae
Product: apoptosis facilitator Bcl-2-like protein 14
Exons: 4
Coding region: 352-879 (175 amino acids)
Biological process (GO): regulation of apoptotic process
Source: RefSeq, a predicted model, not a curated record
AGAUCACAAACUGAAAUAGUGCGGUUAAAGGCUUUUCAGAUAUCAAAUGGAAAUAAGUUCACAUCCUUCGUUUUGAUCUGAUUUGAUUAUGCUAUUUACGGAUGUGAUAUGUAGCAUAAAAAAUAAAAUGACCUGUUUCUUUAUCUGAUAUGCAGAAGCUAGUGGUUGUUUCACGUGAUGGACGGUGACUCACCUUUAAUAACUUGUGAUGAAUAUCGAUUGCUUGAAACAUACUGCCAGAAGAGGAGGACGCCAAGCACAAGAUGUGUGCAAAGUGCCUGUAUGUACAGACUGGAGGCAAAAUCAAGUGAGACCAGAGAUAUACUGUAGCCUAUUUGAGAUCUGUGACUCAUGAUUGUAACAUUUAUUCUCAUUUUAAUGUCAUGUCUGUUGAAAACAGGUGAUGAGAAAUUUGGUGAUGUGGCUGAAAAACUGGCCCAGAUUGCAGAGAACAGACUUCAUUUAGAUGAAGGACUAGAGCCAGACAGUCCUGUUGCGAAGGAGGCUAACUCGGAUGUCAUAGUGAGGCUUGUUGACUUGCUGAAGAAAUCAGGGGACGAAUUGAAUGCAACGAUUCAAAGCAACCAAGAGCUUUUAGGAUACCUGCAGCAAACGUUCUCUUACGACUUGUUUAAAUCACUGACUAAAGCCUUCAUCACGAGUAGUGUACCAGAAUUUCUGCAGAGCAGAAAAAAACGUGAGCAGAUCGCCCUGGCCUUCGAGGUCACCAGCAGACUCAAAGCCCUGGACCUACACCCCAUGAACAGGGUCAUGGGAUACGGAGCUCAGUACCUGCAGGAGAACUUCGCUCCCUGGGUUAAGCAGCAUGGUGGUUGGGAGAAAGCCUUUGAUAACGAUGAUGAUGAAGAGGUCCAUUGACAAGAUACUGUGAAAAGGAUGGUUAUUAGUGGUCAAAGUGAUAUUUAUGAAAUACAGAUAUUAUUAUCUACUAUAAUAGAUAAUAAAAUCUAAAUCUAGAAAUACGUUUUUUAUUAUAAAUAUGCACUUGUUUAAAUACACAUUUUAAUGUUAAAUAAAAUGUUGCGUUACAAAUAAAAAUGUUCUUAACUUUGCUGCACACUUAAAUAAAAAAAAAAAACAGGCCAAAAUGUAAUGCUAAAAUAUAAUGCUUUAUUGACUGAGAAGUUGGCUUUUCAGCAACAAAUAAGCAACACAAACAUACUCUUUACAAAUAGAGAAAGCCACUGGAAUCAGAAUAGCGUUUAGUGAUUUUUACAUGAAGGUUAUUAUUAUUUUUUUAUCAUUUGUAAUUGCACAUAUCAACUGCCUUCACUUGCUAUGAGUCUUACGCACAACAUUAGGCACAAAGAGGCAAAGACUACAUAGAUACUAAAUCCUUUCUUUUGCUUUGUUGUUCCUAAUAAUAUCAAUAUUUCAUCAAUAUCACUUUAAUGCAUUGCAAUGAUGACUGAAUUUUUGAAUGCCAUAUGAUAACUAUGGUUGCAAGCUUUAACUCCUUAAUUUGUGUGGCAUACAUCCUCAUAACAAGCCAAGACUAAUGGACAUUAGGCCCAGACAAUCAACAUCAGAUGUUAUAGUAUUAAUGAAAUUUUAAUUGAAUCAUGUAAAACGGUUGCAGUUUAUUUCACAAUAAAGCACUGAUGAUCUUGAUUAGCUAGA